UAUAUAUGUGUGUGUGUGUGUGUGUGUGUGUGUGUGUGUGUGUGUGUGUGUGUGUGUUUGUGUUUAUAUAAAUAAAUAAAUAAAACUUCGCAGACCGUAAAAGUUAACAAAAUUUAAAAACUGUUUGUGCGGUACCAAAUGAUCCACGGUCCAGUACCGGAACCACCUGCUAAAUAUUUUAAGAUUUACAUUUUAUUAUUAUUAUUAUUAUUAUUAUUAUUAAGUCAGAACAUCAAAAACUGAAGGAUGAAAUCAGACUAAAUGACCCACUUAUUACCCUUUAUAUUAGCUAAACCUAUUACUUAGGCCAAGUGACGUCACGACCCUCCUGACAAACAAGUCGUACGACUGUAAGAUUUUCGAUUCGGUCGUGUUUUGCGUGUCAAACCGCAGCAGUGAUCUUUACCUGCUGUCGAUGCGUUACCCAGGCGACGGUUUUAUGGGGUUUCCCCAGCGGUGACGUAAGGGGAUUUCCAUAAAGUCGAACGUGAUUGUAAAGUGAAAGAUUUGCAGAUCCAUUUCGAACCGCACGAGGUGUGAGUGAGUGAGUGUGAGGGUGUGUGAAAGAAGCAGAAGCAGAAGAUAUUUUGAAGCGAACACACACACACACAGAUCGGCUUGAACAGCCAGCGUCGGUGAAUAAAGCAGUACCAGUCGAGCAGGCGGAAAUGAGGGUGUAGAGUCUGGUUCUUCUCUCCAAGACGAAGCAGGAGGUGAACCUUUCAAGAAACCAAACUAUUUUUUCCCCCUUCAACUGACUUCACUUUGCCAUGAAAAUAAUGAACGGAUCAAUUCUCAACGGCGCGCCUGGGACCAAAGAGAUGGAUCUGGAAAUCCUAGAGGAAUUCUUAAGAGGUCAACCUGAUAAUCUCCCAGGUCCUCCUCCUCCACCCACAGACUCUGAUAAUCAGACUUACCCCACCACGACAGUAACAGCUAGACGCAGUUCUUCUACAGUGCUUGUCCCCAGAUGCACAUCCUCCAAGAACUACAACAUGCAGCCUUCAAACAGCAUAUCGGCUCUGCCAUCAUCUCGUGGCUCUAGAGGCCAGCGGCGUGGUACGUCUUCAGCAGGGGCUCAUUAUGUGCGCCCUCAUCACACGGGCACUGAACAGCUGGAGCAGCUGCUGGAAAAACCAGAGCUGGUGGUGGUGGAACAGCCCAAGGAACGAGGCAUGAGGUUCCGCUAUGAGUGCGAGGGCCGAUCGGCUGGUAGCAUUCUGGGAGCCUCGAGCACUGAGGUCAACAAGACACUUCCUGCCAUCGAGCUUCAAGGCCCGAUUGAUAGGAUAAAAAAUGUGACUGUCACAGUGUCUCUUGUGACAAAGGACAUCCCUCAUCGCCCACACCCACACUGCUUGGUUGGAAAAGACUGCUCAGAUGGUGUUUGUGUGGUCAGCUUUAACCCCCACAACACACGACGCCACAGUUUUGUGAAUUUAGGUAUCCAGUGUGUUCGGAGGAAGGAAUUAGAUGCUUCACUGAUGAGGAGGAAGAAGAAAAAUAUUGAUCCAUUCAGCACUGGCCACUCAAAGAGUAUUGAGGACAUGGACAUGAAUGUGGUUAGAUUAUGCUUUCAGUGUGAGUUGGAGAGAAACGAUGGGGAGAAAACCCAUCUCUACCCUGUGGUGUCUAACCCCAUUUAUGACAAAAAAGCGACAACAACCGCAGAGCUGAAAAUCAACAGGCUGAACAUUGUGCAAGGUCCCUGUACAGGCAAGACAGAGAUCUACAUGCUCUGCGACAAAGUGCAAAAAGAUGACAUCGAGAUCAUCUUUAGUUUGGGUAACUGGGAGGCUAAGGCCGAGUUCGCCCAGACCGACGUGCACCGGCAGAUCGCCAUUGUCUUCAAGUCACCGCCGUAUCAGGAACAGGACAUUGCGGAAGAGGUCGAGGUGAACGUGUCUCUCCGUCGCAUUUCAGACCGCAUGUACAGCGAGCCAGUGAAGUUCACUUACCUGUCGCACAAUCCAGAUCCAUACGAGGUCAAACGGAAGCGGAAACUCAAAUCCAAUAAGGACUGCAGUGCCAGCCGAGAUACGAUGAUAAACACACCAGCUCCAGCGCCCCAGUUUGAUCCGUCGUUCCCAGUCGAAGUGCCCGAUUGCGCUUUUCCGGCCCAGGAGGAGAGUCAGGCCACAUUUUCUCAGUCCUUGGACGAGAUUCACUAUGAAGACGGUUCAGAUCCGUGCGUCAGCCUGGACCAAGAUACAAUAAACAGCCUGCUGUUCAGCAUUAAUGAAUGCUUGGGCCCUCAGAACUUUCUCCAUCUUUUGAACGGCCAAGAGCCCAAUCCCAACAACGCAGACCCCAACCUGAAUCACCUGGAAGCCGAACAGCCUCCUUUAUUCGUCGACCCACAUUACAACCAGGAACUUCCACAAGACCUCCGGGACAUUUUCUUAUGUCAGGUCAAAACCGAAGACGAUUCCUGAAGAUUAUAAAAGUAAAGCUGUACGAAGAGCUCCUCGUUUUCAUUGGUAGAAAAUUAGGAUUUGGGUCUUCUGUUUAGAUUGACACUGCAUGUCCAACCCCUGAGGCUGCUCAAAGGUAUUUGAGAUAUUUGUAUAUCCAUGCCAUAAAUUCAUGGCUGCUCAGGCUUUGGUUUGUUUCUCCUCUUUGGAGUGUGUGUGUGUGUGUGUGUGUGUGUGUGUAGUGUGUAGUAAGCUUGAGCUUGAUACCCUUCUGUGUGGUGAUGUAAGGUCUGGAAAAUGGAUACGACCUUAAGGGAAGUCUCUCUUUGUUCAAACAAAAAGAGAAGAGAUACUGUUUGUGGAGAAACUGUCAAAUAGGUCAGUAGUGGAUGGCACAGGCAUAUCUUCAAUCAGGACCAGAACUGAAUAUUCCAGACUACCUUCAUGCUUAUAUACUCAUAUAUAAUUAAUGUUUCUGGAUUCACAUUCCUGCUGGAGUGUUUUCAACAACAACAAUAAAGGAUGUCAAGUAAUAGCAUUAAACCGAAUGAUGCACAAAUGUUAAGAUGGUUGACAUUUAAGAAUUAAUUUGACAUCCCGUGAACUAUUUUGUACAUUUUGUAAACGACGUAGCAACAGGUGAAGGAUUGUCAUAUACAUCUAUAUACAGAAUUCCACUUGUAAAAGAUCCGACCGAAACGCACUCCAUGUACGCAUCUGUGUGUCACGUAUUAAAGGCUUCAUUUAGAUCCUUUGCUUUUUUUUUUUUGGGGAUAAGUGAUGUCACAUACCAGCUAUUGCUACAUAUGGAUAAAACCAGACAUUAUGAAAUUUCAUUAUAUCCUCAUUCUUUAGAAAAGUAGCUUUGUACAAUAUAUUUCGUAACGUUGUCGUGUGUCAUUGAUUCAGUAGAAGCGGGUUUCCAUCACGUGGUAUUUGUUCAAUCAUUCACAUGGAAUGGAAACUGUUUUUAAAGGUUCGCUAACCUUCCCCUUCUUGCUGCAUGCAAAUCGAUGGAGAGAAGAAAUGCUGCAAAGUCAGAUUCCAUCAUGUCAUUGUCAAAUGCUUGGGUCAGUGCCAGUGGGGAAACUCCGACAUUGUGUAAUUCUCCCGAUUUGUUUAUACCAUUUUAUUUCUUUUCAUGAUGGGUCCAUUUUCUGUAUGGAUUUUUGUCUAGUGAACUUGUAGCUAUAGGUGCAGUAUAUGAUCAGCCCAUAUACGAGUUGUAUUUAGAUCUAAAUGGGAAGUAAAAACACUGUUAUUUAAAUAAUGUGAUACACUGUGGUUGGCCUUGGAACCGCAAUGCAUGCUGGAACAGUGCUUAUUUUGAAUUGUAUGUUAUUUGCUUCACUAUUUAAAUUCACUGUCUUCAAAACAAUAUGGAUACAAUCUUGUGUAAUUUAAUAGAAAAAUAAAACAGAUAUUGUUA
Molecule: messenger RNA, 3843 nt
Organism: Silurus meridionalis
Lineage: Eukaryota; Metazoa; Chordata; Actinopteri; Siluriformes; Siluridae
Gene: relb
Product: v-rel avian reticuloendotheliosis viral oncogene homolog B
Exons: 11
Coding region: 771-2435 (554 amino acids)
Biological process (GO): canonical NF-kappaB signal transduction; cellular response to stress; response to cytokine
Cellular component (GO): cytoplasm
Molecular function (GO): RNA polymerase II cis-regulatory region sequence-specific DNA binding; DNA-binding transcription factor activity, RNA polymerase II-specific
Source: RefSeq, a predicted model, not a curated record